AGAGCCACAGAGAGGAGGCAUGGCGCUGAGAGGAGUUGAGCUGGACAGAGAGAGCUUCUCUUGUUCCAUCUGUCUGGAUCUCCUGAAGGAUCCGGUAGCUAUUCCCUGUGGACACAGCUACUGCAUGACGUGCAUUCAAAGCUUCUGGGGUGAAGAGGAUGAGGAGAAAAUCCACAGCUGCCCUCAGUGCAGGCAGACGUUCACAGCCAGGCCCGUCCUGGUGAAAAACACCAUGUUAGCAGCUCUGAUGGAGGAGCUGAAGAGGAGCGGACUUCAAGCUGCUCCUGCUGAUCACUGCUAUGCUGGAGCUGAAGAUGUGGCCUGCGAUGUCUGCACUGAAAGAAAACUCAAAGCUUUCAAGUCCUGUUUGGUGUGUGUGGCCUCUUUCUGUGAGCAGCACCUUCAGUUUCAUUAUGCUUCAGCUGCUUUCAAGAAGCACAAGCUGGUGGAUCCCUCCAAGACGCUGAGGGAGAACAUGUGCUCUCGUCACGAUGAGGUGAUGAAGAUGUUCUGCCGCACCGACCAGCAGUGUAUCUGUUUUCUCUGCUCUGUGGACCAACACAAAGGCCACGACACCGUCUCAGCUGCAGCAGAGAGGACGGAGAGGCAGAGGGAGCUGGAGGAGAGUCGACUGAUCAUCCGGCAGAGGAUCCAGGACGCAGAGAAGGACGUGAAGCUGCUGGAACAGGAGGUGAAGAACAUCGAUGUCUCUGCUGAUCGGACAGUUGAGGACUGUGAGAAGACCUUCAGCCAGCUGAUCUGCCUCAUCCAGGACAGAAGCAGAGACGUUCGGCAGCAGGUCAGAUCCCAGCAGCAGACAGAGGUUAGUCGAGUGCGAGGGCUUCAGGAGACGCUGGAGCAGGAGAUUGCCGAGCUGAGGAGGAAAGACGUCCAGCUGGAGCGGCUCUCACGCACAGAGGACCACAGCCAGUUCCUGCUCAGCUUCCCCUCACUGUCAGCUCACACACUGCCCACACACUGCUCCAGCUUCCACGCUGCUCCUCUCAGAUACUUUGAGGACGUGACAGCAGCUGUGUCAGAGAGCAGAGAGAAACUCCAGGACAUCCUGAGUGAGACAUGGACAAACAUCUCACUGAGAGUGACUGAGGCGGACGUUUUACUGUCACAACCAGAGAAUACGAACAGAGCUGAAUUCUUCAAGUACUCACGUGAACUCACACUGGAUCCAAACACAGCAAACAAACAGCUGCUGUUAUCAGAGGGAAACAGGAAAGUCUCAUUAAUGAAGAAUGAACAGAGUUAUCCUGAACAUCCUGACAGAUUCAGCUUAUUUUGGCAGGUUCUGAGCACAGAGAGUCUGACUGGACGCUGUUACUGGGAGGUGGAGAUGAGGGGAGACGUCCGUGUAGCUGUCGCAUACAAGGACAUCAGCAGAGUAGACUGGAUUGAGAGUGUAUUUGGUAAUAGUGACAAGUCAUGGGGAUUGGAUUGUUCCAAACACAGUUAUAGUUUUUAUCACAAUGAAGUUGAAACUCCGGUGUCAGGUCCUCCUUCCUGCAGAGUGGGAGUGUAUCUGGAUCAUCCAGCAGGUAUCCUGGCCUUCUACAGCGUCUCUGAGACCAUGACUCUCCUCCACAGAGUCCAGACCACCUUCACUCAGCCACUCCUCGCUGGAAUCUGGUUUUAUGGCCUGUUUGCCUCUGAUAGAAGUGCAGAAUUCAUCAAAAUAAAAUAGACUGAGGUCAGAUCAGGUGCAGUGAUUCGGUCUGACCCUGUAACUGGACUCAAUGAGUCUCCGCUGCUGAGAGCUCCUUGUUUUAUUUCUACACUGCACACAGAUCAGUUGUCAAUCAAACAGGCUUUGACAGAACUUUUCUUCUUCUGCUUCUCUACUUAUUUUGUCUCUCACACCUUUGUGUUCAGAAACCUUCCAUCAAGUUUGGGUGCAAAGAGGCGUUUGAGAGUCCUGACACGUGAGACAGCAGACAUGGCAUCUUAACGGACGUGAGCUCAUUUCAUGUGCCGUGACGUUGACUGGAUGCAGAUAAACCUCAGAGGGAGUACGCACAGGGGUGUGUCUGCUCUUCCUUUUUUUUGGUGGGAUUGUUGAAACAAAUAUUGUAAUUUAUUUAUUUUUCAAAAAAGGGAAUCACUUGUUUGGAGAUGGGAAACUGAAGAGUCUUCUCAAAAAGUUGAAUUAACUUUUUUUGUACAUCUUUGGAAACAUCCAAAAUUUUCUCAAAGUUCAAUAAACAAUGUGUUUUGAUGGUUAAUAUGAAGAGUCAAUUUCUGUACUCAUCAAACACUCUGACUAAAUUACAACCUUUCCAGACAAUUUUGCCUUUUUAAGAUAAUACUCUACAUAUUUUUAAUGCUCAGACAGAAAACAUUAAGGAAAAUCUGAGGAGUGAAGAAAAUGAUCAGAAGCUUUGAUUACACUGAGUAAAAAGCACUUUCAAUUGUUUAUUUAGGUCUUUCAGCUCAGUCAUUUAAUUGUAUAAAUAAGUAGAUCUUCAUCGGGAGGAGGUAACGAGGAAGACUGAGGACAUGUUGGAGAGACUGUCUCUCAGCUGGCCUGGGAACGUCUCGGGAUCCUCCUGGAAGAGCUGGAGAAAGUGUCCAGGCUGAAGCUGCUGUUGUGGGCAAAGUGACCCUCGAUGAGCUGUGUGUACCUCUGCCUGGAACUUCCUGAUGAACCUCUCCAGAUCCCCCCCCGGGAAGAUUCCAUCUCCAUCGAAGAUGAAGCAGAUACUG
Salarias fasciatus (jewelled blenny) is the source of this 2715-nucleotide messenger RNA. Its product is annotated as tripartite motif-containing protein 16-like. Gene Ontology annotation, molecular function: zinc ion binding; protein binding. NCBI's taxonomy places the organism in Eukaryota, Metazoa, Chordata, Actinopteri, Blenniiformes, Blenniidae. The record is from RefSeq and is a predicted model, not a curated record. The transcript has a single exon. The coding region runs from base 20 to 1696 and encodes 558 amino acids.